Molecule: messenger RNA, 3746 nt
Organism: Dendroctonus ponderosae (mountain pine beetle)
Lineage: Eukaryota; Metazoa; Arthropoda; Insecta; Coleoptera; Curculionidae
Gene: eIF5B
Product: eukaryotic translation initiation factor 5B
Exons: 22
Coding region: 180-3695 (1171 amino acids)
Molecular function (GO): translation initiation factor activity; GTPase activity; GTP binding
Source: RefSeq, a predicted model, not a curated record
UACUACUUUUGGUCUAUUGGCAGCAGUGUCUGGAAGGUUACCCUCACAGACUGUGGCUGUAGAAGCAAGUCAAUCAUUUUGGCAAAAUAGUCAGCUUUCUAUAAACUCAAAAACCCUUUUUUACUUAUGAUAGUAUUUACAAAUAAGGUAUCCAGUCUUCAAUUGAAUUCUUUUCCGAAAUGGGUAAGGCGAAAAAACAACGUAAAGGAGCGAAGGACGACGAAAGCGAUUCUGAAGUGGAAGUAGAAACUCAAGAACUGAUCGUGCAAGCCAGUACAAAAAAGUCCAAGCUUCAAAAGGUGAAAAGUGGAUCUGAAAAUGAACAGAACCAGAAGUCGAAAACGACCAAGAACAAGAAAGUACUUGAUUCUGAAGAUGAUGAAGACGAUGUACCAGUAACGAAAGUACAAAGUGCUUUUGCUCUGCUUCAAAUGGAUGAUAGUGAAGAUGAAGUUCCUGCUGCUAACGAUGAAAGCGAGGAGGAAGAGCAGAAACCAGUAGCAAAAAAUAAAAAGAAUGGCAAUGCCAAACCUGAGCCACAGCAAGGAGGGAAGAAGGGUAAGAAAAACAGACGAAGAAAGGAUGAAGAUGAUGAUGAAUUGGAAAGAGCCCUUGCAGAAUUGGGAAUGGAAUAUGCAGGUGUGAAGAAAGAGGAACCUGUCGCUCAGGUAGAAAAAGAAUCAGAACCCGUAGGUAAGAAGGGCAAAAAGAAGACAAAAAGUGAGAGCCCAGACGAGAAUGGAGAAGAUCAAGCUGAGGAGGAACCUGCCGAAGGUGGAACUGUGAAAACAGCAGCCCAAAAGAAAAAGGAAAAGAAGGAGAGAGAAAAGCAGAAAAAAAUGGCAGCUAAAACGAAGAAAGAAGGCUCAGUUGAAGAUUUAAAACCGGAAGGCCAAGUAGCAGAAGUAUCAGAGCCAAAACCGGUUGAGGCAACAGCCGUGCCCGCUAACGACGAAUCUGCGGAAAAGGAUGUUAACAAAAAAAAGAAAAAGAAGGGCAAAGACAAGCCUGUUGAAGAUAAUGUUACCGAAGAAGGACAAGGGAAUGAGGGAGAGGAAGUUGUCGAGCCUACUGCUGAAAAAGCGGGUAAAAAGAAGAAAGGAGCUAAGGAUGAAAAAGAUGCCAAAACAAAAAAAGGCCCUCCAAAGAAAACUUUGGUAGCCAUGCAAGAAGCCCUUAAGAAACUGAAAGAAGAUCAGGAGAGACAAAGACAGGAGGAAGAAGAAAGGAUAAAGCGGGAAGAAGAAGCUGAAAAUGCUAGGCUCGAAAUGCUAAGGUUGGAACAAGAGAGAAAAGAAAGGAAGAAGCAAAAAGAAAAAGAGAAAAAGGAAAGGCUGAAAGCAGAAGGAAAGCUUCUCACUGCAAAACAAAAGGCUGAUCGCGCUAGGGCUCAAGCUCUAAUUGAUUCUUUAAAGGCACAAGGUGUUGCUUUGCCCGAUGUUGGGGAAAAGAAGCCAGUCAGACUUGGAACUCGAAUUAAACCGAACAAGCAAAAGAAGGAUCCAGCCGCUCAAGAGAUUAAGACAGAAGAAAAGCCCGCUGAAGAAAAAGGCGAACUGCAACCGCAGAUACCAGUUGAAUCAGCUCCAAUUGUUACUGAAGUUGUGGAUCCGAAAGUGGAUGAUGACGUUAAGGAUGCGUGGGAUGCAUCUUCUGAUGAAGAAUCGGAAGACAUAUCUGACAGUGUGAAAAAAGACUCUAGUGAAGAACCGAAAGUUGAAGUUAAGAAAACGGCGCCGGCUAAAGACGAAGGUGGAUCUGAAGAAACUAGUUCAGAGGAAGACUCAGAUUCUGAAGAUGGCAGUGAUUCAGAAGAGCAAGAUGACAAAACAGCGGCUGAGCGGACACGUGAGAAAGCUGAAGAAAGAAUUAGGAAACGAAAGGAAAACGCUACCAAGAACCAGACAGUGGAAAAUCUUCGCGCUGCUAUUGUUUGCGUGCUGGGUCACGUCGAUACUGGCAAAACGAAGAUUUUAGAUAAACUGAGAAGAACAAACGUACAGGACGGUGAAGCGGGUGGAAUUACUCAGCAAAUCGGGGCCACAAACGUUCCUAUUGAUGCAAUUAAGGAUCAAAUUAAAAUUGUAAAGGGGGCGGCAGAUAUGGACUUGAAAAUCCCAGGUCUCCUUAUUAUAGACACGCCCGGGCACGAGUCCUUUUCCAACCUGAGAAACCGAGGAUCUUCACUUUGUGAUAUUGCCAUUUUGGUUGUGGACAUUAUGCACGGAUUGGAGCCACAAACCAUUGAGUCCAUUAAUUUAUUGAAGCAGAAAAAAUGUCCGUUUAUUGUGGCUCUUAAUAAAAUUGAUAGAUUGUAUGACUGGCAGACCAUGAACAGAAAGGACAUCCGUGAUGUUCUCAAAUCGCAAGCUUCAAAUACUCAAAUGGAAUUUGAUCAGAGAAGCAAGGCUGUGAUAGUUGAAUUUGCCGAACAAGGGCUAAAUGCAGCAUUAUUCUACGAAAAUCCGGACCCUCGUAGCUACUUUUCUCUUGUGCCAACUAGUGCCAUAACAGGUGAAGGUAUGGGAAACCUUCUAGCAUUGAUUGUAGAGUACUGCCAAGUGAAAUUACCCAAACGCCUGAUGUACUCGGAUGAAUUGCAAGCUACUGUUCUUGAGGUUAAAGCUAUUCCUGGUCUGGGUACUACAAUCGAUGUGAUUCUAGUCAACGGUACUCUCAAGGAAGGAGAUACUAUGCUAGUAGCUGGAACUGACGGUCCAAUAGUUACUCAAAUAAGGUCGCUUCUCAUGCCACAGCCUAUGAGGGAGCUAAGAGUCAAGAAUGCCUAUGUGGAAUAUAAAGAAGUGAAGGCCGCACAAGGAGUCAAAAUUGCUGCAAAAGAACUGGAAAAGGCCAUUGCCGGUCUUAAUUUGUACGUUGCAGUGAAACCUGAUGAAGUCGAAGUGAUGAGAGAUGAAGUUGCCCGUGAACUUAGAAGUGCUCUUUCCAGUAUUAAGCUGCAGGAAAGGGGAGUUUAUGUCCAGGCUUCCACUCUGGGUUCCUUAGAAGCUCUACUUGAGUUUUUGAAAGUUAGCAAAAUUCCGUAUUCUGGAAUUAGGAUUGGGCCCGUUGUCAAAAAAGACGUAAUGAAAGCAUCAAUAAUGUUGGAGCACGAACCUCAGUAUGCAACAAUUUUGGCCUUUGAUGUCAAAGUGGAGAAAGACGCUCAAGAGUUGGCUGAUAGUAUGAACGUGGAAAUUUUCCAAGCGGACAUCAUUUAUCAUCUUUUCGACAAAUUCAUGGCAUACCGUGAGCAGUUGAAACAAAAAAAACGGGAGGAAUUUAAGAAUAUUGCAGUGUUCCCGUGUCGUUUGCGGGUUUUGCCCCAAUUUGUGUUCAACUCCAGAGAUCCGAUCGUUUGCGGCGUUAUGGUAGAAGCUGGCAUUCUGAGAGAAGGAACUCCGAUUUGCGUCCCUAGUAAAGAGUUUGUCGACAUUGGUAUUGUUACAAGUAUAGAAAACAAUCACAAAGCGGUGGAAACUGCAAGGAAAGGCAUGGAAGUCUGCAUUAAAAUAGACCCAAUCCCAGGCCAAUCGCCAAAAAUGUUUGGCCGUCAUUUUGAUGAAACCGACUUUUUAGUUAGCAAGAUAUCGCGUCAAUCCAUCGACGCAUGCAAGGAUUACUUUAGAGAUGAUCUUGUGAAGACCGAUUGGCAACUCAUGGUGGAACUGAAAAAAAUCUUCCAGAUUCUGUAGAAAAUCUUAGUUUUGAGCAGGUCAAUGCAAUAAAGGACCUUUUUUAUGAUA